AAAAAUAACAACAAUGUCUUUCGUUGCCGAUUCCUCUUCACAUGAUAUUCAAUAUUACGAUGCUCAUAUCUUCACCACAGUAACUUCAACAGCUAGUGUAGUCGAUGAAUGGAUAGCCACCACAAUGCAUAUCUACAAGCGUAAACUCUGCAAGCUUCUUGUAGGUCUUGACACCGAAUGGUGUUUACCUACAGAAUCUAAUAGCCACCAAAAAGUCGCCAUUGUUCAACUCUGUGUUGGUAAAAGAUGUCUCAUAUUUCAAUUUUGUCACGCAGUGUCCAUUCCUUCGUCUUUUAGCAAUUUUCUUGGCAAUGAGAAAUUCACUUUUGUUGGUAAAGAAGUAGGAAACGAUGCGUACAAGCUUCAUGAAGAUUAUGGGAUUCAUGUUGCACGUACUAAGGAUGUGGGUUAUUGGGCUUCAAAAAAAUAUCACGAUAAAGAUAUUAGAAAGAUGGGAUUGAAAGCUUUAGCUAGAAAAUUCCUUCAAAAGUUUAUUCCAAAACCUAAGGAAAUUACAAUGAGUAAAUGGGAUGUGAAGGAACUUACAUUUGAACAAAUUGAGUAUGCAUGUUUGGAUGCUUACGUAUCAUUUGAAUUAGGGCUGUUCUUGAGUAAGCCUAGGGUUGAAUUUCAAUAUUUAGAAGAAUUGAAACCCAAGAAGAUUUUAUGUCCAUGCAAUUUUGAAAUCGACUCAGCUGAUUAUAAUGCAUAUGAAUUUCAAUCUGCGAGAGGAAGAAAGUUCUGGAGGGAAAAGGGAAGCAGAAGGUAUUAG
Molecule: messenger RNA, 772 nt
Organism: Jatropha curcas
Lineage: Eukaryota; Viridiplantae; Streptophyta; Magnoliopsida; Malpighiales; Euphorbiaceae
Product: 3'-5' exonuclease
Biological process (GO): nucleobase-containing compound metabolic process
Cellular component (GO): nucleus; cytoplasm
Molecular function (GO): nucleic acid binding; 3'-5' exonuclease activity
Source: RefSeq, a predicted model, not a curated record